UGCCCGUCUAAAUAAUAUAAACAUUUGUGACUGUAUUUACUAUCAAAACGACCAGCAUGGCGAGUUUGAAAUUGUUUUUAGUAUUAAUCGUAUCUUAUUCGCUGGAAACACACGGGGCUCACAAUAUACUAUUUCCAAUUGGAGGAUUAUUUAAUUCUAAAACUUUGCCGAAUUCGGAGAUAGCUUUCGAGAACAUUGUCAAUAUGGGCACUACAAAAGUAUAUCACGGGAGAGCCAUUCACUCGCAAGUUGUGGACAGUUAUUCAACAGCUCUUGAAAUGUGUCCACUCACGUCGGAUAAUAAAGGCUUUGUGGCGCUUGUUGAUGCACGACCUACGAAUGGAAUUUGUGAUAUUACAUGCUUGAUAUGCAACAGACUCAAUAUAUCUCAUUUGAUACUAGGAUGGGAGCCGCCAGCGACUUUAGAACAGGAUAUAUUUACGUUUUCCUACCACCCUCCACCGGAGUUAAUCUCAAAAGCCUACGCAACACUGAUCAAAAAACUCCAAUGGGACAAGUUCACGAUUCUUUAUGAGGACGAUGGCAGCUUCAUUCGUCUUCAAGAAGUGAUCAAUUCCUGGCCAUAUAACCAGGAUCAGAUAUUGUUUAGAAAACUGGAUCCACUCGGUGAUAAUCGGGAAACCUUUAAAUACAUAUUUAAGGUUGUUCACAUGAGCUACCACGUUCUAGAUUGCGAUGUAAAAAACAUUCACAAAUACAUGGAAGAAAUAGUUAAAGUUGAAAAUUCAACCCAAUACCAGAGUUUCAUAUUGACCGCUCUUGAUGCUUAUACUGUGGAUCUCAAAGCGAUUCCCGAACUCAUGGCGAACGUGUCCACGAUGCACUUAACUAAGCUCAACGACGAAGGUUGGAAAGAUUUAGAUAUGAAUGUAGAAGACAAUUCAGUUCGGUUAGAAACAGCACUGGCGGUCGAUGCCUUAUACCAUUUAGAGAGAGCUAUCAGAAGCUUGGGAAUAGAUACCAUAGAUGAUUCGAGAAGAUCACAAUUAGUAAUAGACGAUCCUCCAUCGAUGUGCUUCCGAGACAGUAAGAUGGAUUACGAAGCAGUGGCUUGGCCUUUGGGAACAAAGCUGAGGGACGCUUUAAUAAGGACGAGUUCUGCAGGCUUCACUGGAAACAUUUCAUUUGAUAAAUACGGGAAGAGAAAGGACUUCGUGCUGUAUUACUCGAAGUUGAGUACCGACAGUCGAUUUAACUAUGUUGGCUACUGGGAUUCGAGAACAGACAUGUUAGUUGCUCAAAAUGAUGUCACUGAACGAUCUUCCGCUCGCUCUGCGAAGUCUGUAAUACGGAUCGUAUCAAGGAACGAAAGGCCCUACUUCGAAAUGGACGAAACUAAUUCAACUGCGACGCCACGUGGUUACGUCGUCGAAUUAAUGAAGAAAAUAUUUGAGCAUAUACAGACUAAAUCGAAAAAUCGAGAAGAAUUUCUAUAUGAAUUUUAUAGAGUAAAAGGUGACAGUUAUGGUAAUCCUAUCGCUGGGACCAGGAAAUGGGAUGGGGUUAUUGGAGAACUUUUGGAACAUAAUGCUGAAUUGGCAAUAUGCGAUCUGACGAUCACGUCAGAACGUAACGCCGUCGUGGACUUUUCAACGCCCUUCAUGUCAUUAGGCAUUAGUUUGCUUACUAAAGAACCUGAACCAGUUGCAACAAAUAUGUUUUCGUUUAUUAAACCUUUGUCAUUAGACGUGUGGUUGUAUUUGGCGACUACGUACAUUAUUGUAUCUUUUGUACUGUUAAUUUGCGCUCGAAUGAGCCAAGGAGAUUGGGUUAAUCCACAUCCAUGUAACCAGAACCCUGAAAAUUUGCAAAAUAUCUGGAGUCUUUAUAAUUGUAUGUGGUUAACAAUGGGCUCCAUUAUGACUCAGGGAUGUGAUAUACUUCCAAGAGCUGCAGGUUCCCGUUGGGUAGCAGGAAUGUGGUGGUUCUUCGCUUUGAUCGUAACGGCAUCGUACACGGCCAACAUGUCCACCUUUCUCAGUGCAAACAGACGCAGCAAUGAAAUAACGGAUAUAAACGAUCUCACUGGCAAAAACAGUAUCUCAUAUGGAACACUAUAUAACGGAUCUACUUACAAGUUCUUUGAGACUUCAAACGAUACUUUGUACAAAAAACUGUGGAGUGUAAUGAAAUCCACAAAACCGACUGUUUUUACUCGCAGCAAUGACGAGGGUCGAGAUCGCGUGCAGAGGAGUAAAUCAAAAUAUGCUUUUUUUAUGGAAUCCACUUCCAUUGAAUAUUAUAUGCAGAAAUAUUGUGAUCUCAAAAUGAUUGGGAAGUUAGAUUCGAAAGACUACGGUAUUGCAAUGCCAAAGAAUUCACCUUACAAAAGUCUAAUCGAUAGCGCGAUUUUGGCACUCCAAGAGUCAGGAGAACUUUCGGAAUUGAAAAAGAAAUGGUGGGAGCAGGAAGUUAACUCGAAAACUUGCAAGACAACUGAAAAUGAAAAAGACGAUGACUCGCUGCAAAUGAAAAACACCAGCGGUAUAUUUUUGGUUCUUGGUGUGGGUGGUAUCAUUGGAUUUUUCGUGGCCAUUAUAGACUUUCUUCUCCACGCCAAGAAGAUUUGUGUCAAAGAAAAGGUGACAUUUAAAGAAGCGCUCGCGAGCGAAUGGCGCGCGUCCUUAAAUCCGAGAGCUUUACAUAAACCAGCCGCUCCCCCGCGCUCCGCUGCCCCCUCGACCGCAACACCGUCCCCGCAACGAGAGCGUUCGCAAUCACGUGCCGUCUCAGUGCUUCGAGCUGCCUCAUCAUUUAUCAACUUUGAUGAGAUUUAUUAAAAAUAUUAAACAAAUACACACAUACCGAUAGUCUUUAAAAGAAAUGGGUAUUAUAUUUACUAACCAAU
Vanessa atalanta (red admiral) is the source of this 2869-nucleotide messenger RNA. RefSeq names its product glutamate receptor ionotropic, kainate 2-like. The transcript has 16 exons. The record is from RefSeq and is a predicted model, not a curated record. Gene Ontology annotation, molecular function: glutamate-gated receptor activity; transmitter-gated monoatomic ion channel activity involved in regulation of postsynaptic membrane potential. Lineage: Eukaryota; Metazoa; Arthropoda; Insecta; Lepidoptera; Nymphalidae. The coding region runs from base 57 to 2801 and encodes 914 amino acids. Gene Ontology annotation, cellular component: postsynaptic membrane; plasma membrane. Gene Ontology annotation, biological process: modulation of chemical synaptic transmission; synaptic transmission, glutamatergic; monoatomic ion transport.